Messenger RNA from Saccostrea cuccullata (small rock oyster), 1367 nucleotides. Its product is annotated as multiple epidermal growth factor-like domains protein 10. NCBI's taxonomy places the organism in Eukaryota, Metazoa, Mollusca, Bivalvia, Ostreida, Ostreidae. The record is from RefSeq and is a predicted model, not a curated record. The transcript is spliced from 9 exons. The coding region runs from base 1 to 1161 and encodes 386 amino acids. Gene Ontology annotation, molecular function: scavenger receptor activity.
AUGUGUAAGGAUAGAUACGGGCGUUUUGUAUGCUGUCAAGAUUAUCAGAAUAUAUCUGGGACGUGUAAAGCUUGCAUUGGUUCUUAUGGAAAGGGUUGUUCAAAUCCGUGUACAUACGGGUACUACGGACAUGGGUGUCGUGAACGUUGUGACUGCACCGAAAAUCAGACAUGUGACAAAAGAAUAGGAUGUGUGGAGGUUAAGAGUACACAUUUCAACUCUGCAAUUUGUGAUAAUUUAAAAGGAAGCAAUCCUACCUGUUGUCAAGAUUAUAAGAAUAUUUCAGGAGAAUGUAUAGCUUGUAUUGGUUCCUUUGGAAAGAAUUGUUCAAAUCCAUGUAGUUAUGGGUUCUAUGGACAUGGUUGUCGUGAGCGUUGUGAUUGUAGCCAAAAUCAGAGAUGUGACAGAGAAAGAGGGUGUAUUGUUCCUAAUACUUCUUAUUCUAGUACAGCUCAGGACAAUAGUACGAAACCUUUUACAAGCAAUAGUUUACAAACAAUAAUACUUAUUCCAUGCGGUGUUCUUAUCUUUGUCUUUUUGGGGACAGUCUACAACCUCCGUAGAAAACUAAAAAAAGAACGUGAAUCAAAUGCAAAACUGGGUGAUACAGCAAAUACCUGUUUGGAAGAAGAGGGUGGAGGGGAUAUCUAUAGCUAUGUAAGAGAAUCAAAAAUGAUUGAAAAUAGAGAUGUCUCUCAAUCUGAAAAAUAUAGAAAGCUUGAAGGGAACAGGUCUCUGAUGACUCAAAUGUGCAAGAGCUCCGCUUGGCAAUAUGGAGAAGAAUGGCAAGAAUCGGCUAGUUGCUCUAGUCCUCUGGAUGAUGUAUAUAAUGGAGAACAUGGUAGUGGCCGUGAUCAGACUUAUUAUAAGGGACAUUGUAGCGAAAGUGAUACCUACAACCAUUUGCAACUGAAAAUUAUGUCUAGGGCUUGUAUGAAUAUGAAUUAUUACGCUUUAAUGAGUUCAAAUAAUUCAAUGUCAAUGAAAAACAUGAAUUAUGAGAAGGAAAGUUAUCGUAAAGAGGGUGAAUAUAUUGACCAAACAUAUAAAGAGAAUGGUCCAAUGACUAGAUCUGGAGUGAACCGACCAAGGCAUUUCCGGCCUUAUAGCUCUGUUAAGUACAACCGUCAAGUAGAGCGAGAAGAUAGUGUAUUGAAUUAAGGACGAAAAAUUUGAAAUAUCGAAGAGGACAAAGUCCUGCAAACAUUUAAAAAAGCCACUCAAUGGCAAAAAUGUUUAAACGUUUGAUAAUUUGAAUUAAAAAUUUUUUUAGUCGUAUGUCUGUGAUUCAUAUUUUAACAUGUGUCAUCUAAUGAUUCAAUAUUUAUGAUUUUAUUUUUUAAAAAUCCAUACAUUUUCUUAUUUUU